UCAUCACCGCGUCAUAUAAUGUUUCAGCCGACGCCCCUCCCCCUGUCUCGUUUUCUCCCCUCACUCAACCUCUCCUUUGACUCACAGAGGCGGCUCAGCACCGGCGCACGGACCGCGGAGAAUACGGCGCAGAAGAUGGCUGACUCGGCCGGGCACCGCGAGCCCUCGGCGGCAUCCCCGGCGUCACUCGGGCCGCUGAAGAUCCGCAGGACCACCGUCGUGUGGCGGCUGUAAACAGCUGUCGCUGCUUCUCUCUCUCACGCACACACGCCCCCCUCCUCCUCCACCUCCCCUCCUCACCGCAAAUAUUGACAGAAGUAUCACAGAGAAAACAUGGCAGAGAUGGAAAAAGAGGGCAGACCUCCGGAAAAUAAAAGAAGCCGCAAGCCAGCGCACCCGGUGAAAAGGGAAAUAAAUGAAGAGAUGAAGAAUUUUGCAGAGAACACUAUGAAUGAGUUGCUGGGUUGGUACGGCUAUGAUAAGGUGGAGCUAAGGGACGCUGACAACCUGGAGAUUGGAGAGAUGCCAAAGCACAUCUCAGUGCUAAAAGAAAACGCAUUGCCAAAAAUCCCAAGUUCGACAGAGAGCAGUGAAGUCUCAGAUAGAGCCAACAGCUCCCUGUCCUCGCCAAACUCAAGAAACGGAGUCACAGAGCCAUCCAGCACUCCGUCCACCUCCACACCCAGUACCAAGGACCAUGGCAACAUGCCCAUUGUGGUCCCCAUGAUCCCUCCACCGCUUAUCAAGCCCCCUGCAGAUGAAGAUACAUUAAAUGUGCAGAUUAUGUGCGCUUGGUGCCAGAAGGUCGGCGUCAAACGCUAUUCUUUGAGCAUGGGGAGUGAGCUGAAGAGCUUCUGCAGCGAGAAGUGCUUUGCUGCCUGCCGCAGAGCCUAUUUCAAGAGAAACAAGCUGGGAUAUAUAAGGAAUUAUACAACGAGAGACGACGGCGGCCUUGGAGGGAAAUUACCCCGGCACGUCUUUUCUCAGGACGCUCCCCGGCUUGUCUUCAAGACAAACAGCGAUGUUCUUGUGUGUGACUGGUGCAAACAUAUUCGCCACACGAAGGAGUACCUGGAUUUCGGUGCUGGUGAGCGGAGGCUGCAGUUCUGCAGUGCCAAAUGCCUGAACCAAUAUAAAAUGGACAUUUUCUACAAGGAAACCCAGGCUGCCCUGCCUGGAGCUCUGUGUAACCCUGGCCACGGAGCUGGAGGGGAGGGUAAACCAGAGUGCAGUGGAGGGGUGCAGCUGCUGACUCCUGAAUCCUGGGGAACUCCACUAACAGAUCUUCGGCGUAAAGCUCCUUCACCAGCGGGCCAUUCCGGUACCUCUGCCUUGGUCUCUUCCACUUCUUCUGCCACCUCACCAUCUGAAACAGCUGCUGUAUGCUCUCCUUCCUCAUCCACUUCAGCCAAAAUCCCCACACCUAGACCCCAUGAAAGCCCACUUCCCCCACCACCUGUUCCUUUGCACCCACCAGUGGGGAUUCCCUCUGGUAGCCCUCCCAUGGUGAUGACACCCAGAGGGCCCAUGCCCCUGCCUCUCUUCAUGGAACAUCAAAUGAUGCAGCAGAUCCGACCACCAUUUUUUCGCCCCUCUGCCCAUCCAGCAGGACCUAACAGCCCACUCUCAAACCCCAUCAUCCCUGGGAUUGGACCACCGCCACCCCCAAGAACCCUUGGUCCAGCAUCAAGCCCCAUGCACAGGCCCCUCCUCUCUCCACAUGUCCACCAUUCAUCCAAUCCUAAUCCAAGUUUAAUCCCACCUCACCCAGGCUUACCUAUGCCAGGUCUGCCCCCUUUUCCUCCGAUCAACAUGAUGCCCAACGGACACAUCCCUUUGCCCCCAAUGAUGAACUUUGGCAUGCCAUCCCUAGCCCCAUUGGUACCCCCACCAACUCUCUUGGUCCCUUACCCAAUCAUUGUACCUCUCCCAGUUCCAAUACCUAUUCCAAUCCCAAUCCCUUUUAACUCCAAAACAUCUAGGGACCAACCAGAGAGCAGUAGUUCUGUCCAUAGUGCUCCAGAUUCUUCAGAAGCUUCAUCCUCUAGGCCUCACUCUCCAAGUUCUUCUGGAAGUGACAAGGGGGACCACAAGCCAGCAAGUGGAGAACAGGUUUCUCCUGUACCUGGUGAGAGACGCAGGACAGCGUUCAUGGACCUGACUGUGAAGGCAGAAGAGAAUCCAGGCAGUCUUUGUCUUUCCAUGGGCCCUGAACUGAUCGAUGGUGUAAUUGAUCUAACUGUGGGGCAAAAGCCUGGCCAGCAGCAGCUCAUUCAGACCAUGCUGGCUGGAGUCAAGGUCAAAGUGGAGGAAUCAAGAUCUCCACCGGCUGAUGGGUUUGGGAGUGAAUGUAUGGGUAAUGGUGGGGACAAUGCUCUUUUACCACUGGGCAGUUUUACAGAACUGGACACAGAUACACACCUUAAGUCAUUGGACUCUGCAGCUCCACCUUCCAGCAAAACCAAUCUUCCAGGUAGCCAAUUAAAUCCUAAUUUUAAAACAACACCGUUACAUACUUCCGUACGGACCCAGUCCUUAGCCCUUCCUCAGCUCCAAGCUAACUCUGCUGCCCCUUGUAAUGUAAUAGUCAAUGGCACUGGAUGGCAUUCCCUUCUCAAUCCAGACCGAAAAGGAGAGAGAGAGUGGGAGAACCCACCAAAUAAUGGUGACCUGGAGCAUGAGGCGCUGAAAGAAAACAAUUGUUCAGUGGCUGAGGCAGGGAAACGAAUAUCAGCACAAGAUGAGAAAGCGGACACAGAAACGGACAGUAAGCCAAACCCUGACUCCAGCAUGGAGGAGGGUGAACACGCCUACGCCCUACCACUGCUCUCAGCGGGAGGUUGUGUCGUCAUCCAGCCCGUGCCAAAGCCUGCCACUGACAAGACAGCCAUCCUGUCCUGCUCCAUCAGUACACCGCUGUCAGCAGGUGGGAGCCCUGAGCUGGAGCCGCCGUUGAAGAGGAGGUGUCUGCGAAUCCGCAAUCAAAACAAAUGAGAUGGAUGCCCUGACGACCGCAGUGGCAUCAGCGACUCACCUUUCUACCCCCAAAGCUCUAAAGCCCAUCCCCCCGAGCUACACCACUGUUCACAUUCACACACAUGUAGGUUGUUGUCAUCUCACCAUCUACCAGCACUACAAAUCGCCUUUCGAGACUGUUGAGAAUCCAAGAAAACUAAAUUAUGUGUAUCAUAGCAGAGCAGACAGGGCUCCUCUUGUCUGUGUGACAGACCCUUUGAGGGCUGAAUUUUAUAUAUAAGGGACAUCGGCCAGAAGGACCACUUGACCUUUAACCUUGAGACAGUAAACUCUUGCAACAGGAGGAUUAACAGGCCCCCACACCCCAGCUGCUUCUUUUGUUAUUUAAAGAUUUAUUCUGCACUGUCCCCUUUCAACACAAGCACUCUCUAAAUGUUUUUUUUUUUUUUGUUUUUUUUUACUGUGGUGCAUUUUGUGAUAUUCAAAAAUCAAACUGGAACUCGUGGAAAGCUUUGAAACAAGAUGACACUAAAACUAAGGUACUCAAUGUUACCUCAUGCAUUUUGUUUGAUCCUUUGGCUGCACGGUGGCGCAGUUGGUAGCACUGUUGCCUUGCAGCAAGAAGGUCCUUGGUUCGAUUCCCGGCCUGGGGUCUUUCUGCAUGGAGUUUGCAUGUUCUCCCCGUG
This is a messenger RNA of Girardinichthys multiradiatus, 3662 nucleotides long. RefSeq names its product sine oculis binding protein homolog (Drosophila) a (gene sobpa). NCBI's taxonomy places the organism in Eukaryota, Metazoa, Chordata, Actinopteri, Cyprinodontiformes, Goodeidae. Gene Ontology annotation, biological process: animal organ development. The transcript has 8 exons. Bases 334 to 2994 code for a protein of 886 amino acids. Gene Ontology annotation, cellular component: nucleus. The record is from RefSeq and is a predicted model, not a curated record.